Molecule: messenger RNA, 2342 nt
Organism: Mesocricetus auratus (golden hamster)
Lineage: Eukaryota; Metazoa; Chordata; Mammalia; Rodentia; Cricetidae
Gene: Taf7l
Product: TATA-box binding protein associated factor 7 like
Exons: 13
Coding region: 1-2115 (704 amino acids)
Biological process (GO): RNA polymerase II preinitiation complex assembly; transcription initiation at RNA polymerase II promoter
Cellular component (GO): transcription factor TFIID complex
Molecular function (GO): RNA polymerase II general transcription initiation factor activity
Source: RefSeq, a predicted model, not a curated record
AUGGAGCGCACAGAGGGAGCACGUGCUGAGGGUGCUCCCACUGAGGGCGCUGCCGUUGAAGGCGCUGCCAUUCAGGGCCCUCCCGCUGAGGGCCCUAUAGUUGAGGGAGCUGCCAUUGAGGGUGCUGCCGCUGAGGGCGCUCCCGUUGGGGGUCCUAAAGCUGAGGGCGCUGCUAUUGAGGGCCAUUCCGUUGAGGGUGCUCCCAUUGAGGGUGCUCCAGCCGAGGGCGCUCCCCAUGAGGUGGGGCGGCCAGAUAUUGGCGAAGCGCCUCCACCAGCUGUUUCAACAUCCGAAGAAAUGGCUUCCCAAGAGCCCCAAGCUGCUGUCAGCCUUGGUGCUGAAAGCGCUGUGGAUGUGUCUGAAGGCGACCGUGGCAGAGGUCCUGGAGGCCCACAGGUUCCCGACCCAGAGGCUGGAGUCCCAGAGGCUCAAGGCCCACAGGUUCCAGAUUCAGAGGUUCGAAUCCCAAAGGCUAGAGGCGCAAAGGCUCGAGGCCCUCAGGUUCCAGGCCCGAAGUCUGGAGGCGCAAAGUCUCGAGUUCCCCAGGUUUCAGGGCCAAAGGCUGGAGGCCGAAAGGCUGGAGGCCGAAAGGCUGGAGGCUCAAAGGCUAAAGGCCCAAAGGCUGAAGGCCCACAGGGUACAAUCCCAAAGGCUAGAGGCGCAAAGUCUCGAGGCCCAAAGGUUCAAGGCGCUACGGCUCAAGGGUCACCGGUUACAGGCCCCCAAGUUGCAGGCCCACAGUUUCCAGGCAGACAGGCCCGAGUUGCACAGGCUCAAGGCGCAGAGUACCUAGGUGCAGGGGCUCCUCCAGUCACACAGGCUAGGUCCCGGGGAAAGCGUCGCAAGACCGCCGCUGGUAAAAGUCUUGAAAGGGCCAUGAAAGUUUCAGAAGCUGCUUUGAGGGCUGUGGAUCCCAACCAGCAGGGGAACGUGCCUGAGUGUCCUGGCCAGCAGGAACAGGCUUAUGCUGUUAGGAAUAUUAUACAUUCUAGAGGUGUUGCCAUGAAGGAUAAACUAAAAAUUGACUUUGCUUUCCAUUGGAAUGUCAAUAUUAAUCUUCUCUGCUUUUCUUUAGCUGAUGGACAUCAUGCAGUUGUUCAGGUAGACAAUGUCUCACUGCCUGCUAAGCUGGUUAAUUUGCCUUGUGUUAUCGGAAGCCUGAAAACUGUUGAUAGAAAAACAUUUUAUAAAACAGCAGAUAUUUCUCAGAUGCUUGUAUGCAGUGCUGGUAGUGAGCCUCAGUCAUCCCCAGAAGAAUCAGCUACCUGUACUGAUCCUACUGUAGCUGGAAAUGAUGAAGAGAAGAUAGAGAAAAAGAAAUAUAACUGGAAGCAUGGCAUUACUCCACCACUUAAGAAUGUCAGAAAGAAACGAUUCCGGAAAACAACAAAGAAGGUUCCUGAUGUCAAACAAAUGGAUGAAAUCAGUUUCAGCGAGUAUGCUGAAUCUCCAAACGUGGAAAAAGAACUGAAGACACUGCUAUGCUCAGAUGCUGAAGCCACCAGUGUCCGCUGGGAAGUCAUUGCUGAUGAUGAAACCAAGGAAAUAGAAAGUCAAGGGUUCAUCUCAGGCCUGCCAGGAACCCCACAAAUGCGUGGUCCUAGGUCAUCAGACUAUGAUAUGCUUCGAGAGAUGCUUGGUGAUUCUGGCAGUAACAGUAAUGAUGUGGAAGAAAAUGAUGAUAAAAUUGAAGAUGAGGAUGAUGAAGAAACAAGUGAUGGUGAUGAUGAGGAUGAGGAUGAUGAAGAGGAUGAAGAGGAUGAAGAGGAUGAAGAGGAUGAAGAGGAUGAAGAAGAAAAGGAGAUAGACAAUUCUGAAGCGGCCUUAGAAAGAGAGCUGCAAGUCAGAUUUAUUCAACAUGGCUUCUAUGAAACGGACAAAGAUUACAGGUUAAUAAUCACAAAAAUUCAGAAAUUGAUUCAUUACAAAGAAAAAAAGCUCCAACAGAUUUAUAAAAAAGCACAACGCCAGAAAGAGCUCCUUAGGAAUGUGGAAAACUUGACCCUUAAGAGGCAUUUCCAGUAUGUUUUGGGGCAGCUUAACAUAUUGGAAAAACAAAAGCGUGAGGAGAUUUAUCACCUGCGAGAACAACUGAAAUGUUUUCUGAGGGAGUGAGGAAACCCUCAGCAUAGCUAUAAGGUGGAUUCACCUUCCAGAUGAAGACCAGGUGGAACCACUAGAUACUUUGUCUUGACCAACUGUAUUUGCUUAUUUGAAUAUUUUUCACUAGUUAUAGUAAAUUUAAAGCUCAUAGUAAUAUAGAAGGGAACAUUAUAAAAUGCAUUAUAGGUUUAGAGACCUCCUCACUCAACAUGAGAUUUUGUUUUUCUUUGUCAAUCUAA